Sphenostylis stenocarpa is the source of this 2283-nucleotide messenger RNA. NCBI's taxonomy places the organism in Eukaryota, Viridiplantae, Streptophyta, Magnoliopsida, Fabales, Fabaceae. The record is from the annotation of a GenBank genome assembly.
AUGUCAGUGUCAGAGGAAUCCGGUGGCACCACCGUGAUGGAUCAGACUUACGAGUUCUUGGCACCGCGAUUCUUCGACUUCAACAAAGGAGAGACUACUGAAGAAUCACAUAGGGCUGAGCUCUGGUUCGACACUGCUCUCUCUUACGCUCCUUCUCCAUUCAUGCCUAAAAUCAAGACUUCUAGAUCUAUUACUGUAGAUAGCUUGUGUGAUUUUGGUGAAGCAGACAAAAUGCAGCAGAUGUUAGCUAGUGUUGAUGAUAGUGUUCUGGAAACGAAUAUACACCCACAGAGCAUAACUACCAAAACAGAGGAAGAUGAAGCUGACAAAAUGCAGAAGGCGUCAGCAAAUGUUGAUGAGAAAGUUCUGGAGACUAAUAUAAAACCUCAGUGUGUGACUACUGUAAAGAAAGAUGAUGCACCUUGCACUGAUAAGGAAAUACAUGACAAUGAUUAUAAAGAUGAUGGUGGAUGCUUGGUUUCGUCAUCUGGAGGAGCAUCUGUUGAAGUAACAAAAGAUGCUUGCACUCCAAAACCAGCAUUGCUGAAAAAAGUCACCACUUCCACUAAUUCCAAGAAGACACAUAAUAAGAAGAUUCCCGCGAGUACAAAAUCUCAGUUAAAGUCAGCAACCGGGAAGAGCAUUGCUGGUGCUCUUCACUUGUCUCAAGAAAAUCAAGCUAUUAAGAGGCAAAAAUUGGAAGGAGGAAAAUCUAGACAGAUUCUAAAUGUCAGGCAUCAAACUUUGCCUCAUGACAAAUCAAGAUUGGGUUUUACGGUGCCUUCUAGCACUAGUAAAACUCAGAAAGAGGAUAGAAAGGUUUAUGUUCGUGAGACACCAACAACACCAGCCUCUGUACCAUUUGUAUCAAUGGCAGAAAUGAUGAAAAGAUUUCAGUCUAGUACGAGAGAUCUAGCACUGCCCAGCAUUGUUUCUCAUACAAAACCAAAACUUACAUUGACCAGGCCUAAGGAGCCUGAAUUUGAGACUUCUCAGCGGAUUCGCCCAGCUAGGGUGAAGAGUAGUGCAGAGCUUGAAGAAGAAAUGAUGGCUAAAAUUCCAAAAUUCAAGGCUCGACCAUUGAAUAAGAAGAUUUUGCAAACUGCAACUUUGCCUCCUAUUCCAAGAAGUACACCUCAGCCACCAGAAUUUAAGGAGUUUCGUCUGGAAACCUUGACUAGGGCCCAUCAAAAUGCAGAUACAGCUUCAAUAGCUUCAACCGAGGUGUCUCAUAAGGGGAAUUCAUGGAAGCCUCACCACCUUACAGAACCAAAAACUCCACUACUCCAAACUUCACUAAGGGCACGCCCACCCAAGGUGAAAAGCUCAUUAGAAUUAGAGCAAGAGGAAAUUGAAAAUAUCCCCAAAUUCAAGGCAAGACCUCUAAAUAAGAAGAUCUUUGAAAGUAAAGGGGAUAUUGGAAUAUUCUGCAAUACCAAGAAACAUGUUACUGAACCUCAAGAAUUUCAUUUUGCCACAGAUGAAAGGAUUCCACCACCUGCUUCUUCCGUUGCUGAUUUAUUUGGGAAGCUUUCUUUGAAGUCUGAACCAGAACGUAACCACAACCCAAUUCCAAGAAACACAAUUCCAAAUCCAUUCCAUCUCCACACAGAGGAAAGAGGUGCUGAGAAAGAGAAGAAACUGAUAAUGGAACUUCUGCACAAACAGUUAGAAGAGGAAAUCGCAAGGAUUCCCAAGGCUAAUCCAUACCCUUACACCACCGAUUACCCUGUGGUCCCACCAAAACCGGAACCAAAGAAAUGUACAAGACCAGAGCCAUUCCAAUUGGAGAGCUUGGUCAGACAUGAGGAAGAAAUGCAAAGGGAGCAGGAAGAAAGACAGAUAAUGGAAAAAGAAAAGGCUCAGAUGAGAGAGUUUAAAGCACAACCAAUCUUAAAAGAAGACCCAAUCCCUGUUCCAGAGAAGGUCCGCAAACCUCUAACACAAGUUCAGGAAUUUAGUUUACAUGUGAAUCAUCGGGCCGUGGAUAGAGCACAAUUUGAUGAAAGGAUUAAAGAAAAAGAAAUGGUCUACAAACGAUACAGAGAGGAGAGUGAAGCAGCAAAAAUGAUAGAGGAAGAGAAAGCGUUGAAACAAUUGCGAAGGACAAUGGUUCCUCAUGCUAGACCAGUUCCAAAAUUUGAUCAUCCGUUUUGUCCCCAAAAGUCUUCCAAGAACAUAACGAAGCCCAAGUCACCAAAUUUGCGUGUACUGCACAGAAAGGAAAGACGAAAGGUAUUCUAUGGAACCGUAGUCUCGAGUCCUGCUUCUAACAUGAGAUGA